AGCCACGGAGCCAUUCAACGGUACGUGCAUUAGGUGUCGCUAAUGCUUGAAUAAGCCCGCCGUGCCGUGACGAUCUCGAACACGCGCGAUCCCACCAAUGAACCGAUAAGCUGGAUCCCCGAUAAGAACUGGGAAAGGCAGCACCACUCGAGAAGCUAAACACCUAAUCCAUCAAAUUGCAAUCAGCUCAGUUUCGUGCUACAGCGUGGUCGUGGAUAGAAGAAGCGGAAGCCCUUCGUAGAGUGAAAUCCAUCCAACCAUUGUGGAGAACCUUCCGUUCGAUGAUGCCAAUCAACACCCGCCAGCUGCUGGAUGCCGUGGGUACGCUGACCGACCGCGAGUCGAUGCGUGUGACGAUGAAGAGCAGCGCCAAAGGGGCGGCCAUCGCCGGAUCCGGCAGCUUCCUGGGCGGUAUGAUGGGGGGCCCCAUCGGACUGUUUGUCGGCGGUGCGGUCGGUGGUCUGGUGGCGUACGCAAUGAGCAACGACUUCAAAACGGUCAGCGAAAUCAUCCGCAACGAGCUGACGGUGGCCGAGCAGGAACGGCUGAAGGCACGGAUCCUUGGUGCGCUCGCCCAGUUCCAGGCCACCGAUCUGGUCGUCAUUCUGCCCCUCCUCGCCGGUAAUGUGUCCGCGCAGCGGGCAGUCCUGUCGGCCGUCACCACCUUCCUGACCAACGAAAUGAGGAUGCAGAUCAUUGACUGAGCCGCAAGGUUGGGCCGCAUCGCCAGCCACCGAUAGUGCCUUGACCCUCCCGCUCUCUGUCUCUCUCCCUUCUUUGGAACCAUGGAUUCCCUGCUGGCAAGGGAUUUGCUAAGUGAUAUGAAACGAAAUGGCCAUGCGGAUUCGAAACAGUAUGCUACCCAGCCAGAGCCAGAGCCAGAGCCAGAGCCAGAGCCAGAGCCAGAGCCAGAGAUGCGCCAUGAAUCCUGGCGUAUUCGUUUUUUUUUUUUUUUCGUUCGGAACAGAGGUGAUGGUGCUCAAUAUUUUAUCUAAAUUUAAAUAUACAUGGUAAUCGUUUGAUGAGACAUUUUUCACCAAAGUUGCGUCACAUCGUUAUUCCGGUUGCUGAUAGUCCCCGGUUUGUAAACGCUACAUAAGGGCACCGAACUCACUCUACUCCUGUCAGCUGUCAAACGCUCAGGGAACAGCUGUUUGUCAAAACGCGAACGGAAGAAAUUUCGGUGAAGGAAGAGGAGAAGAGGAGAUAAAAACAUCUUCAUCUUCAGAUCGGCACCAAACAUGCGAUGCUCUACUGCAGCUAGUGGUGUAUAAGGGGUUGUGGCGUGUGUACUGGUGUACGAGCACUAUAGGGGCCAGCGGGUGCAGUGUGAGUGCGUGUUUCGUCCUGGGGUGGUGCAGUCCACUACAGUCCAGUGUACCAGUGCGGGUGUUGUUGUUGUUGUUGAAGCGAAACCACCAUCGUCACAUGCUCGAUCGAUGGGACGGGUGUCACGGCCACCAGCGUCUGCACAGGACAGCAACAAACAGUUGGAUAAAUAAUAAUAAAAAUA
Anopheles darlingi is the source of this 1513-nucleotide messenger RNA. Its product is annotated as protein C19orf12 homolog. Bases 282 to 704 code for a protein of 140 amino acids. Lineage: Eukaryota; Metazoa; Arthropoda; Insecta; Diptera; Culicidae. The transcript has 2 exons. The record is from RefSeq and is a predicted model, not a curated record.